UUGCAAUUUUGAAACAUCUUUCCAGUGAACACUCAUAAAAGAUUGAUUUUUGAAUUUAGCUGCACUGAAACUUGAGACUUAAGAUUUUAAUAGCAUUGUUGUUGCUUCAAAUGUUUUCUUUCGUAAGUUGUGAGUAUUUCUUUGCUACCCUGAAAGAAAAAAUUACGACUUCUGUUAUACUGUUAAAACAUUCUAUUCAAUAUGUGUUGCACAUACAUAUAUAGCCAUAUAUUUUCUUAGAAGCGAAGCAAAUACUAGGUUAAAGAAAUGGCACCACGUUCAAAACAAAAAAAUCCGAAUAAGUGGAAAAAAUCAAAGAAUUAUAAAAAACAACCAACAAAUAAAAUUAAAAAUGGCAUUGUUGAUAAGAAACGAAAAAAUUAUAAGUUUAUACAGCGAGGAAAGGAAAUGGAGGAGUUUCAUCGUAAACAAAAGGUAUAUGAAGACAAAUAUGCAAAUACGCCUUCCUCAACAAUGUACAACGACUUAGCUUUACAAGAUUUAGGCAGCACUGAUGAAGAGGAUGAAGAUCAUUUUGAAGCACUUGUAACUGCUGUUUCAAAUACAGACACUAAGAAUAAUGUGUUAAGUGACGAUGACACUGAAAGCGAUGACAAUGAGAGCUCUGAAAUGGAUAGUAAAUCUGAGGAUUCUGAUUUAAGUGAAGCUGAAAGUGAUAAACACGAAGAUGAGAAGGUUCCAGAAGAUAUUGAUGAAUUCGAUACUGAUGAAAGUGAAGAUGAAGACGAUGAUGAUAACGAAAAAGAAAUUCAUGAAAAUAAACAAAUUUUUGAUGUACUAUCAGACCGUCUUGAGUAUGAAUUGACUGCUGAUCAUGUGGAAAAUUUGUUAGCUACUCCACCGGCAUUAUAUAAACAAAAACUGAUGUGGCCUGCAAUGAAGAAUAUCAAUUUGGAAGUUCCAUACUUUAAUAAAGUAGGGCAAGAAUCAAAUUCAAAUGAAGCAAUUACUAAAAUACAACAAUCUUACACUGGUUUGCAAAACAAACUGAAGCGAAUAAAAGAUGUGGAAACCUUAGAUAAAAUGUGUGUAAAAACAGUUCUAAGCUCUCAUAUCAAUCUCCCACUUUCGCAAUUGCAAACUGAAGUGUUCACAAUAUUAAAUAAUUACCAAGACAUUUUUUUUCCACAUCGAUCUCUAGAAAAUGGUGACGAGUUAAGACAAGUGUUCUGCUUACAUGCGCUUAAUCAUAUGCUAAAAACUCGUUCACGUAUUGUACAUCAUAACGCCAAAAUUACUGCUCUUACUCAGGAUAAGAAGAAAGCAAAAAGCGGUUAUAUAGUGCCUGAUAGUUACCGUGAUCAAGGAUUAGUGCGUCCAAAAAUACUAUUCAUUGUACCUUUCCGCGAAACGGCAUUUGGCAUUGUAAAUACUUUAACUACACUUUUACUUGGCGAAACUGGAGAUAAAAGCAAGUCAGUUAUAAACUACGAAAGGUUUGUUCAGGAAUAUACGGGUAACACUAUAAGCUUUCCCAAAACGAAUCCUAAACCUGAAGAUUAUGUUAAAACCUUUAGUGGCAAUACAGAUGACAAUUUUCGGAUUGGGAUAACUAUUACGAAAAAGUGUUUAAAGCUUUACACCGAAUUCUAUGCAUCAGACAUUUUGAUUGCAUCUCCGCUAGGUCUUCGCAUGAUUGUAGGUGCUGCAGGCACUCCUGAACGGGAUUAUGAUUUUCUUAACUCAAUUGAAAUGUUGAUAAUUGAUCAAGCGGAAUUAAUACUCGCACAAAAUUGGGAAAAUUUACUGCAUGUAAUGGAACAUAUGCAUUUACCUUUAAAAUCUUUGCAUAAUACUGAUUUUCAACGAGUACGGCCUUGGUGUUUAAAUGGAUAUUCAAAUUUUUACCGACAAACAGUGCUACUAACUUCACACGAUCUUCCAGAAUUUCGUAGCAUUUUCAAUCAUAAAUGUACAAACUACCAGGGCAAAAUACGCGUAACAAAUCCAGUCAUUUCUGGCAGUAUAAGUAAUGUUAUAAUUAAUAUUCCACAAAUAUUUCAUCGUGUAGAUGUCAACAGUUUGGAAAGUUCAUUUGAUAAACGAUUUGAUUAUUUUAUAAAUGAAAUAUUGCCACGCUAUCGGAAUCCGUCUCAUGCACAUUGUAUGAUAUAUGUGCCAAGCUACUUCGAUUAUGUACGUUUGCGCAAUUAUUUUAAGUCGGAAACGGUAUCAUUUGUACAAAUUUGUGAGUACACCAAGGACGCAAAAAUAGCACGUUCCCGUGAUAUGUUCUACCAUAGUGGUGCACACUUCCUACUCUAUUCGGAAAGAUCGCAUUUCUUUCGACGCACUCGUAUCAAAGGCAUACGUCAUCUUAUCAUGUAUCAACCGCCAAUAUGGCCAAAUUUCUACUCCGAAGUAAUUAAUUUGAUGCAUAGAAGCAAUCAAAACUCUCGUGACGGAUUGGAAGGAUCCAUGAGUAUAACUGUGUUAUACACAAAAUACGAUACCCUACAGUUAAGUAAUAUACUCGGCACCGAAAAUGCAGCAAAACUGAUGAAAAGCAAUGAAACAUCAUACGCUUUUUCUGCUGAAUGAAUUUACUGUUGUUUUUAUUUACUUCUGUACUUGUUUUUGUAUUUGUUAAUAAAAUUUUUACAUAUGAUUUUCUAUUG
Teleopsis dalmanni is the source of this 2639-nucleotide messenger RNA. Its product is annotated as digestive organ expansion factor homolog. NCBI's taxonomy places the organism in Eukaryota, Metazoa, Arthropoda, Insecta, Diptera, Diopsidae. The record is from RefSeq and is a predicted model, not a curated record. Gene Ontology annotation, molecular function: U3 snoRNA binding; rRNA binding. Gene Ontology annotation, biological process: maturation of SSU-rRNA from tricistronic rRNA transcript (SSU-rRNA, 5.8S rRNA, LSU-rRNA). The coding region runs from base 268 to 2562 and encodes 764 amino acids. Gene Ontology annotation, cellular component: nucleolus; small-subunit processome. The transcript is spliced from 2 exons.